GUUAGCUUUAAGAGAUAUAAGGUGGUCUUUUAAUAAAGUUACAUUAAUGUUCAAUUUUGCGGAUCUAUUAGUAUUAUUUUUGAGACAAUGGGAUUGAUCAAGUUAUUUGUAGCCACAUGCCUCCUUCAAACAGUGCUUGGGUUCUACACACUCAAACAUCUGUCUUAUACCCAACUCGCGACGAGCAACAACAGAGGGACCUAUGUUUACGGUGGUUUGAAUCUCGGUACAGCAACAGACGCCGCUUAUGAUCCGGUUAACAGUGUUGUAUAUAUCAUAGGAGAAAAGAGUCACUUUAUGCACGUGGUUGAUAUUGCCGACCCCGCCAAUCCUUCCGUUUUGUUUAUACAC
Messenger RNA from Ruditapes philippinarum (Manila clam), 351 nucleotides. RefSeq lists its product as uncharacterized. NCBI's taxonomy places the organism in Eukaryota, Metazoa, Mollusca, Bivalvia, Venerida, Veneridae. The record is from RefSeq and is a predicted model, not a curated record.